This is a messenger RNA of Adineta ricciae, 1464 nucleotides long. The record is from the annotation of a GenBank genome assembly. NCBI's taxonomy places the organism in Eukaryota, Metazoa, Rotifera, Eurotatoria, Adinetida, Adinetidae.
AUGUUAGCUCUGGUGCUGGUCGCCUUUAUCACCAUGCUGAGCAUGAGUAUUAUUCGUCAUAACCGUUCAAAAAAUGGAAAGAAUGUAUCUCUGUCAACAAAUGUCCCAUGGGGUCCUCGUCCAUGGCCAAUUAUUGGUAAUCUUCUCCAACUAGGUUACCGUCCAUACGAAACGAUUUAUCGCUGGUCGAAAAUGCCGAAAUAUGGGCCAAUCUAUCGUCUGCGUCUCGGUUCGCAAACAGUGGUUGUCCUCAAUUCAGCUUCGGUCAUUCGCGAAGCUCUACAUGAUCAUAGUGAAUCAUUUGCUGGUCGCCCGUAUCUUUAUGUCAUCAAUGAAACUCUUCAUGGUAAAGGUGUGAUCUCAGCUCCCUAUGGCCGUGAAUUCAAUGAACAUAAAAAUUUCUUAUUGAAGAAUUUCAAUCGAUUCGGUCGUCGACGACGAUCGUCAUUAGAAGAUGGCUGUCUUGAUGAAAUACGUAUGGUUGCUGAAAAACUCCGGGAGAAACAAUCAUCGCCAUUCCAGAUUGGUAAUCUGUUAAGCCAAAUAUCGGGUAAUAAUAUCUGCACGUUAACAUUUGGUCGUUAUUUCGAAACAAUGGAUAUCACAAGUUUAUUUGAGAAAUUAAAUGAGAAUUUCAAUGAUACAGCAACGAUUGCAUGCUUCAAUUUUCUACCAUUUACACGUCGAUUUAAAACACAUAUAUUCGACAAUGUCAAUUAUUCCAAUAAUGUUAUUAAAAAGUUAGUUAAAGAACGCGAAACAAACUUCGACUCGCAAGAUGUGAACAACAUUGUCGACGCAUAUCUCGAUCAAAUGGAUAAACAACGACAUUUCUCCAAAGACAAUCUAGAUUCCUUAGUACAAGAUUUAUUCGUGGCGGGUACAGAAACAGUUUCGAAUACAUUGAAUUGGACCAUAUUCUAUAUUGUAUCACAUCCACAUGUUCAACAGAGGAUCCAUGAAGAAAUCGACCGAAUGAUUGGUAAAGAUCGUGCACCAUGUGAGAAAGAUCGUCAUCAAAUGCCAUAUAUUGAAGCUGUUCUACUUGAAUCGAUGCGUUGCCAUUGUGCCGGACCAAUUUUACUACCGCGAGCAACAACACAUGACAUCACAUUUCAAAAUUACUUCAUUCCAAAAGACACAUUCAUUCUAGUCAAUAUGUGGUCGGCUAUGAAAGACGAAGAACAAUGGCCUGAGCCGGAAAAGUUUCGACCAGAAAGAUUUAUCGAUGAAAAUAAUCGGCUGAUCAAUAUCAAUCAUCCAGCUAUGAUGCCGUUCAGUGUCGGCAAACGAGCAUGCACAGGCGAACAAAUCGCUAAAGUGCAAUUAUUUUUAAUCUUAGUUAGUUUGUUUCAAAAAUUCGAGUUUCAUUUUGCAAAUGGUUGGACUCCCAAGGAUCUUCGUGGUCAACCGGGUUUUACUCUUCGGCCACCCAUCUGUCAUUAUCAAGCUUCCGUUCGCUAA